Messenger RNA from Talaromyces atroroseus, 5058 nucleotides. RefSeq lists its product as hypothetical. The record is from RefSeq and is a predicted model, not a curated record. The coding region runs from base 1 to 5058 and encodes 1685 amino acids. NCBI's taxonomy places the organism in Eukaryota, Fungi, Ascomycota, Eurotiomycetes, Eurotiales, Trichocomaceae. The transcript has 5 exons.
AUGUAUAAACCGCCGAAAUGCUUUGAUGCAACACCAAUGCCACGACUAACUCGCUUAUGUCCGGUUCGUAUUGUCUUUCCCACCGACUUUCAACACGAACUUGAUGAUACCCUGUCCGCUUUGCGUGACAUUACUGGAUUAAGUCAAGAUGUGCAAUUGAAGAUUCUCCAGACAUUGCCGGCUUUACUCCAUAACUACUCUGAUGCAUUGAGUGGGGAGCCCCUUGCACGUCUUUUGGAAGUAUGCGCCACAUUACAAGCUAGCAAGGUUGCUGCAGUAUCCAAUACUGCAGCGGCCACAUUGCAGCAGCUCAUCAGCUCGGCGUUUGAGAAAGUAUCAGUUGAAGAUGGUAAGAAGCUUGAAGAGUACCGUGUGUUGAAAACAGAUGCUCACCAAGGGUAUUGCUCUACCACAGGAGACCCUCAAAGUUCGGUUACCACCCAGGUGUUGGUUGGUGAAUCAACCAUCGACAUUGGUAUUGCUGCGCAUGAUGCUCUCCAGAUUUUGCGCGACCUCUGCCGAUUUACUGAAGGCGAAAAGCCGGAGUACCUCCACAUAAAGACUCUUCCAUCCAAUUUUGUCCUCGAGCUUAUCGAGAGCAUCUUGGUGAAUAACAUUAAGCUCUUUCGAAGCCAUUCGGAGCAGAUGCAAUUAUUACAAACCCGCCUUUUGCCUUUGACAAUGAAAUUUCUCUCACAAAGACACGGGUUUGCUCAGACUCUACGCAUUACUAGAAUACUAUUAGUACUUCUACGUAACUUCACGAGUCUACUGCCGAACGAAUGUGAGAUUGCUCUAGGGCUUAUGAUUCAUCUUUUGGAGCCCGGAGUAUCAACAGAGUGGAAACGAGUUCUUUGCAUGGAAGCCUUUCGUAGCCUUCAUUCCGAACCUGGUUUAGUAAGGUUAAUUUACUCACUCUUCGAUGAAGCACAGGGAAGAAAGAAUAUCGUGAAGGACCAUAUGGAGUCACUCUUCAAAAUAGCUUCUGAGAAACCAUCCCUAAUAGGCGUCAGUCAUCAGUCAACAAUACCUUCGGAUGACUCACGAUCUAGGUCGAACACAGACGAUCAAAUUGCACUCGAGGCUGGAGGCGUUGCUGGAGUCAUUGCCGCUGCGGUGAAUUCUGCAGACGAAAGUGUUACCGGAAUCAGCACUCAAUGGAGUACGGUCAGAACCCCGUAUCUUGAACUUCUCGAUAAAUCAGAAGCGCCACCUCCUCCAGAAACAUAUAUUUACAGCCUGGUUCUGAACUGCCUCAGCGCGCUGUCCGAAGGCCUUGCCAGAUUUAUUAUCCCGCUGACAGUGACUGAGUCGAAGAGCAAGCGAAGAAGAAGGAUUGAUGGAGGUUCUACUGAAGCUUCUCGCGGACUACACAGAUCAGACUCAACUAAAUCAACUGGGUCUGAAUCCAGGAGACAGACAGUCCCUCUCAACCCAUUAGAUUUACGGGAUCAUCCGCAGAGUUCUGCCAUAAAAUCCAGCGCCGGAAUCACUGAAUCAUGCUGGCCUGUAAUUUUGGCAACGUGCUCUGUUUUCUUCUACGCGGCAUUAGACGCAGACUUUUAUCACAAUCUCGUCCGGUCCUUUCAGAAAUUGACCCAUGUAGCUGGUCUUCUCCGCCAGAGCGCAGCACGAGAUGCAUUUCUAUCCACCCUGGGAAAAGCCACUCUCCCGGUGGAUGAUUUGAGCACUCGUUCUAUCAGCACGAACACGCUCCAUUCAGAUACUUCAGAAGCGGGGCUCACUGAUCAAUCUCUAAACCCGCAUUUUGAGACACCAAAAGCGUCGUUUGAAGUUGCAAGGGCAUCAUUAAGCACGCGAAAUCUUCUCUGCCUCCGAGCUUUGUUAAAUCUUGGAAUUGCUCUAGGGCCAACGUUGGAUUGCGCAGCAUGGUCUAUCAUUCUGGAGACUUUACAGAAUGCAGAUUUGGUAAUUAAUGCCUCUGCUAAACAGACAUCGAAUGCUGGAAAUAGCGAUCAUAUCACACAGAGUGGUGGUACCGAUGUUCCCAGGGGUAAUAUCGCAAAUGAAAUACUUGCUGUCUCAACAGCUGCGUCAAAAAUGUUUGAAAGCACUGCGGAAUAUCCCGACACAUCAUUUCAAGCAAUACUUGAGGCGCUUUUAGGUUUGCUGUCAGCCAAGGGACGAGCGUUGUUGCCAGCAUCACUAUCUCCCACAAAAUCCUCGGCUAACCAGCCUAUGGGAAAUUCCAGAUUGCAGGAUGAUGAAAUAAACCUCGCACUCGAUAGAACAAAAGAACUCUGCGAAGCGAAUAUUGAACGUCUAUCGACCGUGGGACAAGACGAAGAUGUUGCUUGGAGCGUCAUGAAUCUGAAACUGAAAUUGAUCAUAACAAACAGCACAUAUAGUCGAAGUCUUCGCUUGAAAGCGAGCAGUAUAUUGAAUUAUAUCAUCCUGCAGACUAUGAAGAACGGGUGGUUUGAAGAAGAUUCUCGGAACGUUCUGCAACUCAGGAACCUCCAUUCUCUACAAUCACAAAUCUCAUCGCUCUAUAUGCAACGAGAUAAGCAAGUCACUGUGGACAUGGAGGCUCAUGGGCAAGCCUUAGAUACUUUGAAAGCCAUGUUGGAGCAAUAUGGGGAGGCUUUCACAUCCGGCUGGGACCUAAUUUUCGAAUUGAUCUCUAGUGUCUUUGAGAAUACAACUCCGGAAACUGAGGAAGGGCAAGAAUCAAAAGACGCAAGGAGAAAGUCCUUGUCAAGAGCCCGAGAUUUCAAAGCUAGGUCUCCACGUCUUGUGCGAGCAUCGUAUAGCUCAUUGCAACUCAUUGCUUCUGACUUCCUCACCUUGCUUCCGCCGUCAUGUCUGCUCGAACUAGUUGAUUCAUUGUCAUUCUUCGCAUCACAAAAUCAGGACUUCAACAUCUCUUUGACCACUACAACAUUCUUCUGGAAUGUGUCGGACUUUCUUCAAGGCCAAGUUGGCAAAUUUUCUAUUGAGGAUUGCAUGGAUACAUCCAUAAGCGAAGACUCUCUCGCAGCUUUGACCGAUGAUGCUGACUUAUCAACGUCCAGAGGAGCGCUGUGGUUGAUUCUGCUUCUCCGCAUCGUUGAUCUCACCAUAGAUGAUAGGUCUGGUAUUCGCAACAGUGCAAUUCAUACACUUCUGAGGAUUUUAGAUGCAUAUGGUCCACAACUCUCCCCCAAAGCAUGGCAUCUUUGCCUCAAUCGUGUCCUCUUUGUCAUGAUGGAAGAUGUUCAAAACAAAGUUCUUGCGACGGAAAGUCUUGCACGUGAAGGAACAGACCAAGCGAAAGAAUGGAUCGAAACAUCUGUGGUAGUAAUCAAGGGCAGUGCUGAUUUAAUUACGACGUUUUUCGAUACAAUUGUCCAAGACAAGAGAUUUGAUGACUCUUGGAAACGAUUGCUCGAAUGUUGCCAAAAUUUGGUUCGCAUCAACACUAAUGGGAUCAAGGAAGCCAUAUAUGCCAGCCUGUGUGACAUUAUGAAGCAUGAAAAAUCUUCCAGUGGUUUCAGCAGAGAAGCGAUACGAUGUGCAUGGUUUUUGUGGGUCAACAACCACCUCGCUCUUGAAGAGAAGACUUUGAAUCUGGAAGAACCUAAUCAGGACGCCCUUGUUGCCUAUUUCCGGUUUUUCCAGCAGAUAUAUCGGUUAUACAGGGGUGACCUCUCACAAGAACAAGUUGUCCAGGUAUUACAACACAUGCGCGCGGCGGUCUGGAACUCUGUGAUCUCGAGGUAUUCGGUUGAUGUCGACCAUCAAUCGACUCUCCAGGAACUGAUCCUUGAUUGCAUCAAAGUUCUUUGCCUUGAUAAGGACGAAUCACAGUCUGCCAUUGUAAUGUGCCUUGCAGAUUUCAGCGAUGCUGCUCUGACGCAUUGGACGGCGGACAGAGACAAGAGUCGCCCCUCGUUUGUGGCUUUUUCAAAGGGUGCAAUUGACCUUCUAAGUUGGUAUAUUGCCGAACAUGGCAUCAAGGCGGACAUAUUCUCGGACGGAACCUUGGCAUCUGUACUGCAACAUCUAGCUCACCCUAUCGCUCGAAAAUAUGAGUGGCGUGGCAAGGACCGUGAGCAGUUGAUAUGGCAGAAAGUCACGACAUCCGCUAUCAAAAUCAUUCGUGUUGCCGUACCAUACGUGGAAAGCAAGUAUACUGUAUGCGAGAAGUCGAAUAUUGUUUCGUUUUGGACCAAUGUUAUUGAGAUCACUCGCGGGAUCAUUCUUGCGAGUAAUUAUGAUGAUUUUGGUUUAUCAACAUCGAGAAUCGCGGCCGACGAAGAUUUUGAUAUGGAUGCUUUCCACACACUCGUGCCACUUCUGAUUCCGUCAUUGGGCUCGAACAAUAUACCUGACAGUAUUCGACGGGAUUUUUCAUGUGCUCUUUUCCAGUCCUCACUUAUCUACCUUCCGCAGCCAAUGGACACCCCUAUUGAAACGCUACUAGACAACCCGCUUCAUGAUUUGUACAAAGUUCGUCGCGGGAGGACCUAUGACCCGGUGCCCACGGCAAGAUCCCGCAUAGCAUACGUUCUCAUCGACACCAUGUUCGCACUUGCCCAAGCCUCCUCAUUAUCUGCUUCGACGGAGACCGGAGCAGAAAUGAGAGAAAAUCCAAACAAUACAGCAUCUUGCAUAGCUCUCGCGCGCUCAAUCCUGCCCUAUCUAAUUCUUCGAUCUUUCCUUCCGCUCAAAUCAUACAUCGCCGACCAGCCUUUACGUGGACUACUACCGCAACCGGCACCCGCGCAUCGCGAACUCGUACACAUCCUCGACCAGCUUUUCAACCUCCGAAGCGAGCCUGCAGCAAUACCGGAUGCACCCAGUGGAGUCGUUACUACUACCAGUAUCCCCACCGAAGCUCACCAUUCGCAUCACCGUGCCUCUUCGAAUCGCCACGAGUCUCAUCUGGUAUACAGCAAGCAUUUGGGCUGGGUCUAUCCACUUAUCGUGAAAUGUGUCCAAGUAGCCGGGAAACAGAAAGGCAGAGGAAACAAUGAUGUCGUAGUGUUGAAACAUUUGAGCAAAAUUCUGGAUGCGGUGUGUGACAACGACAAUGGAGAUGGGGAAGACGACUAG